Molecule: messenger RNA, 920 nt
Organism: Cucurbita maxima (winter squash)
Lineage: Eukaryota; Viridiplantae; Streptophyta; Magnoliopsida; Cucurbitales; Cucurbitaceae
Product: probable calcium-binding protein CML25
Exons: 1
Coding region: 283-843 (186 amino acids)
Molecular function (GO): calcium ion binding
Source: RefSeq, a predicted model, not a curated record
GAUGUAAUAAACAUAAAUAAAUAAAUGUGAAUCUGAAUUUGUGCACUUCUCUUCUCUCUGUUUGUGGUUCUAUAUUUGGAAAUCAUCACUCUGUAACCAAUUCGAAAUCCCAAUUUCAUUCGCGGAUUCAAGUUUCUCCCAAAUUGUCUUAUCUUCCAUUGCGAUCAUGUUCCCUUUCUGCUUCAUCUUCAUACUCAAUCCUCCCGUUUUCAAUUCCUUCUGAAAAUCUGUUUCGGUUGUGGGUGGUCGAUUGUUUUUUCGCACCCGACAGCGGAACCAGCCAUGAGAUUCAAAUGUCUCUUCUGCUGGAAAAAGAAGCCCUUCACCUCCGUCACUUCUUCCAUCGUCUCCUCGCCCUCGACGCAUGGACCCCGCUCCUCAUCCGGAGAUUCACACUCUCGGAACGCGGAACUCGAGGAGGUUUUCAAGAAAUUCGAUGUAAACGGUGACGGAAAGAUCUCCUCUGCCGAAUUAGGCUCGAUUAUGGGGAGCCUAGGGCACAAGGCCACGGAAGAAGAGCUCGCCAAGAUGAUCGAGGUAUUCGACGCGGAUGGCGAUGGAUUCAUUAAUCUGCAGGAAUUUGUGGAGUUAAACACUAAAGAAAUCGAUCCCGAGGAGUUGUUGGAGAAUCUGAGAGAGGCAUUUUCGGUUUACGAUAUCGAUGGAAACGGAUCGAUCUCGGCGGAGGAACUGCAUAAGGUUAUGAGGAGUUUGGGGGACGAUUGCUCGGUGGCAGAUUGCCGGCAGAUGAUCAGCGCCGUCGAUAGAAACGGCGACGGACUGAUUAGCUUCGAUGAGUUCAAGGUAAUGAUGUCGGCUGGGCUCUCCGUCGCAGGCGGUUGAGUUUGAUAGUCGGCCGGCGGAUUUCGUGAGGAAUGUGCAUAUAGUUUGCCAUAAUUCGAAUACGUUUUGUUUUUUUU